AUGGCCAAGGGCUUCUACAUUUCCAAGCCAUUGGGCAUCUUGGGCAUCAUCCUGGGUGUGGCUGCUCUGUGCACCAUCGUGGCCCUGUCCGUGGUGUACGCCCAGGAGAAGAGCAAGAACUCGGCUGGCAGCCCUAGUGUGGCUCCCACAAGCCCUACCACCACGCCAUCUCCCACCGUGGACCAGAGCCUGCCAUGGAACCAGUACCGCCUGCCCAGGACGCUCAUCCCUGACUCCUACAACGUGGUCCUGCGGCCCUACCUCACCCCCAACAACCAGAACCUCUACAUCUUCACGGGCAACAGCACAGUCCGCUUCACCUGCCAGCAGGCCACCAAUGUCAUCAUCAUCCACAGCAAGAAGCUCAACUAUACCACCUUUCAGGGCCACCAUGUGGUGCUGCGGGGCGUCAGGGGCUCCCAGCCACCUGCCAUCGACCGCACGGAGCUGGUGGAGCUCACCGAGUAUCUAGUGGUGCACCUGCAGGGCUCGCUGACGGCGGGCAGCCAGUACGAGAUGGACACUGUGUUCCAGGGCGAGCUGGCUGACGACUUGGCAGGCUUCUACCGCAGCGAGUACACAGAGGGCAACAUCAGAAAGGUGGUGGCCACCACACAGAUGCAGGCUGCGGACGCCCGGAAAUCCUUCCCGUGCUUUGAUGAGCCAGCAAUGAAGGCCACGUUCAACAUCACACUCAUCCACCCUGCAAACCACACGGCCCUCUCCAACAUGCCUCCCAAAAGUAGCACCCCACUUCCUGGAGACCCCAGCUGGAACGUCACGGAAUACGAGACCACCCCCAGGAUGUCUACAUAUCUGCUGGCCUACAUUGUCAGUGAAUUCACAAGCAUAGAGAAUUAUACACCCAAUAAUGUUCAGAUCCGCAUCUGGGCUAGACCCGCUGCCACUGAUGAAGGCCACGGCGAGUACGCGCUGAAUGUGACUGGCCCCAUCCUUGAAUUCUUUGCUCAACACUACAGCACACCCUACCCGCUGCCCAAAUCUGACCAGAUCGCCCUGCCUGACUUCAAUGCUGGCGCCAUGGAGAACUGGGGGCUGGUGACCUACCGGGAGAACGCCCUGCUCUAUGACCCCGUGUCCUCCUCCAUCGGCAAUAAGGAGCGGGUGGUCACCGUGGUGGCUCAUGAGCUGGCCCACCAGUGGUUCGGCAACCUGGUGACCGUGGACUGGUGGAAUGAUCUGUGGCUGAAUGAGGGCUUUGCCUCCUAUGUGGAGUACCUGGGUGCUGACUACGCUGAACCCACCUGGAAUCUGAGGGACCUCAUAGUGCUGAACGACCUGCACUAUGUGAUGGCUGUGGAUGCCCUGGCCUCCUCCCACCCCCUGUCCUCACCGGCCGACGAGGUCAUGACGCCUGCCCAGAUCAGCGAGCUCUUUGACUCCAUCACCUACAACAAGGGCGCCUCUGUGCUCAGGAUGCUGUCUACUUUCCUGACUGAGGACCUAUUCAAGUUGGGCCUGGCGUCCUACCUGCACACCUUCUCCUACAACAACACCGUCUACUUGGACCUGUGGGAGCACCUGCAGCAGGCCGUUGACAAUCAGAAUGAGAUCCAGCUGCCUGCCAACGUGAGUGACAUCAUGGACCGCUGGAUCCUGCAGAUGGGCUUCCCCGUGGUCACCAUCAACACUGCCACAGGGACCAUCUCCCAGGAGCACUUCCUCCUGGACCCUGAGUCCAACGUCACUCGCCCAUCCGAGUUCAACUACCUGUGGAUCGUGCCUGUGUCGUCCAUAAAAAAUGGCCAGCAGCAGGAGGGAUACUGGCUACAGAAUGCUCAAGCCCAGAACCCGCUGUUCAGCACACAAGGUGAUCAGUGGGUGCUUGCGAACAUCAAUGUGACGGGGUAUUACCAGGUGAACUACGACGAAGGCAACUGGAGGAGGCUUCAGGCUCAGCUGCAAAAUGACCCAUCGGUCAUCCCUGUCAUUAACCGGGCACAGAUCAUCCAUGAUGGCUUCAACAUGGCCAGUGCCAAGAGAAUCCCUGUGACCCUGGCCCUGAAUAACACCCUCUUCCUGAUUCGAGAGACGGAGUACAUGCCCUGGGAGGCCGCUCUCAGCAGCCUCAACUACUUCAAGCUCAUGUUCGACCGCUCCGAGGUCUACGGCCCCAUGAAGAACUACCUGAGGAAGCAGGUCCAGCCCCUGUUCGAGCACUUCAGAACUAUAACCAGCAACUGGCAAAAUC
This is a messenger RNA of Ochotona curzoniae (black-lipped pika), 2212 nucleotides long. Its product is annotated as aminopeptidase N-like. Lineage: Eukaryota; Metazoa; Chordata; Mammalia; Lagomorpha; Ochotonidae. The record is from RefSeq and is a predicted model, not a curated record. The transcript is spliced from 15 exons. Gene Ontology annotation, cellular component: cytoplasm. Gene Ontology annotation, molecular function: zinc ion binding; peptide binding; metalloaminopeptidase activity. The annotation marks the transcript as partial. Gene Ontology annotation, biological process: peptide catabolic process; proteolysis.